GCUUACAAUUGGGAAGAAAUUGAGUGCUGGGUGGAUAGACCACCAAUUAUCAUAGUUUCUCUUCUCAAUGAGGAGCUAGCUUGUUUAAACGUUUGAUGAUUAAGCAAUAAAAGCAGGUGUUGAUUCUAAAAAAAAAAAAAAAAAUCCUCUAUAUGAGUUAGGUUGAAAAGUUAAAACCCAACAAUUUCAGCAAAUUUUUCCAGUUAAGUUGAUUCCUAUCGUUUCCCAAUUUGGUCUUGUCAAAACCAUUUCCUCGGAAGUUUCUCUUCCAUUUUUGAGCUUUACUGUUACUAUUAGCAAGGCAAAAGGAAGAGAGGAGGUCGGUAGGAGACAGAGACACUGGAAACUAGAAAGAAGGAAAAGAAAAAGAAAGGGGUAGAGUCGUAGAGAAAGAUGAGCAAGAUCGGAAGAAGAUUCGAGGGAAAGGUAGCUAUCGUCACCGCUUCCACUCAGGGUAUUGGGUUCGCCAUCGCUCAGCGUCUUGGGUUAGAAGGCGCCUCCAUUGUUAUCUCCUCUCGCAAGCAGCAAAACGUAGAUGAGGCAGUUGAGAAGCUCCAAGCACAGGGCGUCCAGAACGUGAUCGGUGUUGUCUGUCAUGUCUCGAAUGCGCAACAGAGGAAGAAUCUCAUUGAGAAAACUGUUGAGAAAUAUGGGAAAGUAGAUGUGGUUGUAUCCAAUGCUGCUGCCAACCCAUCCACCGAAUCCAUUAUAAACACAAAGGAUUCCGUCCUCGAUAAGCUCUGGGAGAUUAAUGUCAAAGCAUCGAUCCUUCUCUUGAGGGAUGCAGCUCCACACAUGCCAAAAGGUUCCGCAGUUGUUCUAGUUGCCUCCAUUGCUGGCUACCACCCACCGGCCUCAAUGGCUAUGUAUGGGGUCACUAAGACCGCCCUUCUCGGCCUUACCAAGGCCCUUGCAAGCGAGAUGGCGCCUGACAUUCGAGUGAACUGCAUAGCUCCUGGUUUCGUGCCAACACAUUUUGCUUCUUCCAUAACAGGGAAUGUUGAACUGAGAAAGGAACUAGAGGCACAGACGUUAUUGAAUAGACUGGGCACGACAGAAGACAUGGGCGCUGCAGUGGCGUUUUUGGCGUCGGACGAUGCUAGCUACAUAACUGGUGAAACUCUAGUGGUGGCUGGUGGAAUGCCAUCUCGGCUUUAAGAUGGGAGUUAUUGUGUUGUUUAUCUUGUAAUCCCCAAGACGAGGUGCCCUCCCUCUCCCUUUCAUAUCUUCAGCAUACAAAUAACAGAGAAAAACACUCUUUUUCAUGGACCAAUGUAUCUAUCUCCGUGGCUGGUGCUUCUCAGUCUGUAGCCUGCAAUUUGGAUGGACGAUUCUUGUUUGGUGAAAUGCAUCAAAUAAUAGACGGUUCUACAUGUAUUCAACCAAGACUCUCUUUCCACAAGAUCAUAGGGCUAUCAACAAGCAUUGAGAAUACAAAAAGAGGCCGGCCUCUUUUUAUUGCUCCGGCGAUGAAACCGGGGUAGCCCCCGACUUCCAUAGGUCCUUGGUUCGACCUCCUAAUGAGAAUUGAGAUCCUUGCGCGGGCGUCUCAUCCUUAAGACUUGCUUGCUCUGUAUGUACAUAUGUUUGUCGUUAGACUUUAGAGGAUUUGGAUUACAAGGAAAACCUCUGAAGAAGGUGAAAAAGGUACAGAAUGUAUGGAGUGCCCCGUGGUUCCUCCUCGGGUGCCAGCCGCAGAGAGGAAGGCCAUUAUCAACUAUGUUUUCACCGGGGAUUCGGGUUCAUCGCCCGAUCAGACAACACCAAUUCAUCCCCUGAAAACGCGCCACGAAAUUCGCCCCCGGUAGAAUCUCUUCACCCAAGUUGUGGUUCUAAGAAUCCAAGGGCAUCUUCCAUACACUCUUUAAGUAUGCAACACAACUUCUCUCCCAACUUCAUUGGACAUUGUCACUGCGGAAUUGAUCAUCAUGGAAUCAUAUGAUAUGAGACAUUUACAUUCCCAAUUAGCAAUGCAAUGGCUGUUAUCUGGUAACUUCAAGCAUGGUUGGGUUAUGAAGAAAAGAAUGGAAGCAAUGCAUAUAAUUUUAAGUAGGGAUGUACAUAUGUUUGUCGUUUAGACUUUAGAGGAUUUGGAUUACAAGGAAAACCUCUGAAGAAAGGUGAAAAAAGUACCAAAUGAAAUUUGAUAAAUAACUAGUAAGAUAUACCUUAAAAAAAUAAUUCUCACAGGAUAAAAUUGUAAAGUAUUUUUUUAAUAGAUUAUAGGGUAAAUACAAUUUAGUAUCCAAACCUUUUAUUUUAAACAAUAUAAUAGCCAAACCUUUUCGAAAACAAUAUAAUAUCCAAAUCGUCAACUUUCCGUUCGUUUGACCGUUAGUUGACAGUUCAAAAAAGUUCAAAGUACGACGCUUCAUCAAUAUCCAUCGAUAUCUUCUCUGAAAAAUCACCAACAUAUCGUGGUUCCAAACCCGAGAAGUCCAUGACUCCACCAUGAUGGUAUAGAAUAUCUAAAUAUUCAGUCAUCUGCAAUGCCAAAACAAGAAAACAAAGUUGUAUUGUGACAAUUUCCCCUAAACAAAGCUUUUUUGAAGUGUCAACCAACGGUCAAACGGACGGAAAGUUGACGAUUUGGAUAUUAGAUUGUUUUCGAAAAGGUUUGGCUAUUAUAUUGUUUAAAAUGAAAGGUUUGGAUAUUAAAUUGUAUUUACCCUAGAUUAUAAGCAUCAGUAUCAUCCCUUUCCGAUGACAAGCUCUGUUAUUAUUAUUAAUCACCCAAAAUAAAAAAUUAAAGAAAACAAUAAAUUUUAGUUUUGCACAUUUCACAUAUGUAAGUGCAUAUAUAAAUAUCAUCAAUACCCCAUCAUGCAGCAUAAGAUGCAUGGGGAGAACAAGAUGAGUUAAUAUAAUUACAAAAAAAAAACCACUAUCAAAUUAAUAAUGUAAAUUCCGCCCGAAUAAAACUAAGACAUGAAAAUUACAAAAGAAAAACCGUAAUGUAUGAUCACGGUCAAAUAUUCUUUUUCUGUUUUGAUGAGUAAUCAAAUCAAAGAAUUGUA
Linum trigynum is the source of this 3017-nucleotide messenger RNA. The record is from the annotation of a GenBank genome assembly. NCBI's taxonomy places the organism in Eukaryota, Viridiplantae, Streptophyta, Magnoliopsida, Malpighiales, Linaceae.